AUGGAUGACUCAAUAAUGGAUGAUUCGCCCUUCGAGGAUAACGGAGGCAGCUCUGACUUUGCUCCUGAGCCUGCACCGAAACCGAAAGCUAAGGCGGCCCCUAAGAAGGCUCCUGCCGCCAAAUCCGCCGCCAAAAAGACCACCCAGACCACAUUGAAGGUUAAACCCGCCGCAAAGUCGACUGCAGCUAAGAAGAAGGCCAAGGUGGACAGCGAAGACGAGAUGUCCGAUAUUCAAAUGUCCGAUGAUGAUUCCUUGCUCUCCCACACUCCUCCCAAGGCAAAGAAAACGGCUGCUCCCAAGAGAGCUGGUUCAAAACCUCUCGGUGAUGUCGAAAAUGAGUCACACGGAGGAGAGACUGCUGUUGAUGGCGUGAGCAAGAAAGGAAGCACAUCAGAGAAGUACCAGAAACUUACCCAACUCGAACACAUUAUCAAACGUCCCGAUACCUAUAUUGGAUCAACCGAACGCACCACACAGCAGAUGUGGGUGUACAACUCCGGAACUGAAGUUAUGGAGUACCGCGAUGUCUCUUUCGUCCCUGGUCUCUACAAGAUAUUUGACGAGAUUGUGGUCAAUGCCGCCGAUAACAAGCAGAAUGACUCGAGUAUGAAUGAAAUGCGAAUUACAAUUGAUCGCGAAGCCGGUGAAAUCAGCGUGUGGAAUAACGGCCGUGGUAUUCCCAUCGAAAUCCAUUCCAAGGAACAGAUUUACGUGCCCGAACUGAUCUUCGGCCACCUUCUCACAUCCUCCAAUUAUGACGAUAGCCAACAGAAGGUGACUGGUGGACGCAACGGUUUCGGUGCCAAGCUUUGUAACGUUUUCUCGACAGAGUUCACUCUUGAGACCCAGGACUCCAAUCAAAAGAAGAAGUAUAAGCAAACAUGGACCGAUAACAUGACCAAGAUGGGCAAGGCGAAGAUCACAGAUGCCAAGGGAGAUGAUUACACCAAGGUCACUUUCAAGCCUGACUUUGCCAGAUUCGGCAUGGAAGGCAUUGACGAUGACUUCGAAGCCCUUGUUAAGCGAAGAGUUUACGAUUUGGCGGGCACCGCCAAUGUGGCGGUCAAACUAAAUGGCUCGCGUAUUCCCAUCCGCAACUUCAGAAAAUACAUGGAGAUGUACACCAAAGCCAUUCGCAAGGAGCGCGGUGAUGAUGGCCCUCCCUCAAAGGAUGAGAUCAUCACAUGCAGCCCCGACCCUAGAUGGGAGGUCGGUUUUGCUGUUUCCGAUGGCUCUUUCCAACAAGUCUCAUUCGUCAACUCCAUCGCGACAACCUCAGGCGGAACGCACGUCAACUACAUUGCGGAUCAAAUUUGUACCCGCUUGGCUGAUCAGGUGAAGAAGAAGAACAAGACCGGAGCAACCUUGAAAGCUGCACAGAUUCGGAACCAUAUUUUCAUUUUUGUGAAGGCUUUGAUUGUCAACCCAGCAUUUACCUCUCAGACCAAAGAACAGCUGACGACAAAGACCAGCCAGUUCGGUAGCAAGUGUCCCCUUGAUGAAGACUUCUACAAGAAGGUCUUGAAGACUGAGGUCAUGUCGAAUAUUUUGCAUUUUGCGGAGCAAAAGGCUGACCAGAUCUUGAAGAAGGGCGACACCGGCCGUCGCUCGCGUAUGAACAACCCAAAGCUUGUCGACGCCAAUAAAGCCGGUACCAGAGAUGGUCACCGCUGCACCCUCAUUUUGACCGAGGGUGACUCAGCCAAGGGAUUGGCCAUGGCAGGUAGAUCAGUUGUCGGGCCGGAUUUGUUCGGCGUGUUCCCCCUGCGCGGAAAACUUCUCAAUGUCCGGGAUGCUUCUUUCGACCAGAUUUCAAAGAAUGUUGAGAUUCAAAGUAUCAAGAAUUUCAUUGGUCUACAGCACAAAAAGGAGUACACUGAAACCAAAGGACUUCGAUAUGGCCAUCUCAUGAUCAUGACUGAUCAGGAUCAUGACGGCAGUCACAUCAAGGGUCUGUUGAUCAACUUCCUGGAGGCACAAUUCCCCAGCUUGUUGAAGAUCCCCGAGUUCCUCAUUGAGUUCAUCACCCCUAUCAUCAAGGUUUGGAAGGGUGAUCCCAAGCACCCGACCAAGCAAAAGUCUUUCUUCACCAUGCCCGAGUACGAAGCAUGGCAAGAACUUCACAAAGAUGAACGUGGCUGGGAUCACAAGUAUUACAAGGGUCUGGGAACCAGCACUACGCAAGAUGCUCAGGUCUAUUUCCGCGACCUUGAUCGUCAUCUUAAGGAGUUCCAUACCAUGCAAGAGGGUGAAGCUGGACUCAUUGAGCUGGCUUUCUCCAAGAAGAAGGCAGAUGAGCGUAAAGAAUGGCUUCGUCAAUAUAAACCUGGCACAUAUCUGGACCACUCAGUAUCCAAGAUCACAUACACUGACUUCAUCAACAAAGAACUCAUUCUGUUCAGCAUGGCUGAUAAUCAGCGUUCGAUUCCUUCCGUUGUCGAUGGUUUCAAGCCCGGUCAGCGCAAGGUGCUCCACACGUGCUUCCGCCGCAAUCUAAAAAAGGACAUGAAGGUCGUUGAGCUGGCAGGUCAUGUAUCUGGAAUGACAGCCUACCACCACGGCGAUACGUCCCUUCAACAAACGAUCGUGGGUCUUGCUCAGACUUUUGUUGGCUCCAACAAUAUCAACUGCCUUGAGCCAAGCGGAAACUUUGGUAGUCGACUUCAAGGUGGUAGCGAUUGUGCCAGUGCACGUUACAUUUACACCCGCCUCUCUCCCUUCGCGCGUAAGAUUUUCCACACUGCCGACGAACCCUUGCUGGUGUAUGGCGAAGAUGAUGGGAAGAAGAUUGAGCCCGAGGUCUUCAUGCCUGUCGUUCCCAUGAUCUUGAUCAACGGUGCGGAUGGUAUUGGAACUGGUUGGAGUUCUUCCAUCCCCAACUAUAAUCCAGAGGACAUUGUGAGCAACCUCAAGCGACUCAUGGCUGGUGAGCCUACUCAGCCAAUGCAGCCUUGGUUCCGUGGUUUCACCGGCGAGGUUGUUGCCAUUGGUGGGGAUCGGUACAAAUUCAGCGGUAUCAUCAGGGAAUGUGGUGACAAGGAGGUCGAGAUCACCGAAUUGCCCAUCCGAACUUGGACCCAGGAUUUCAAGGACAAGUUGGAGGAUAUUAUCAAGGCAGAGAAGGUUCCCUCCUUCAUUAAGGACUAUAAGGAUUACAAUGAUCACACCAAUGUUCACUUCAUCAUCCAACUGGAUGAGAAGCACAUGAAGGCCGCCUUGACUGAAGGGUUGGAAGAGAAAUUCAAGUUGACCAAGACGCUUGCGACAACCAAUCUCGUCGCUUUCGAUCCCGAGGGCCGCAUUACCAAGUACGCCAGUGUCGACGAUAUUCUCAAGGAAUUCUUUGUCAUCCGCCUCAAAUACUAUGAGCGACGCAAGCAGUUCCAGCUUGCCGAUCUACAGAGGGAGCUGGAAAAGCUGAGCAACCAAGCUCGCUUUGUGCAGAUGAUUAUUGAUGGCAAAUUGGUGAUUUCUAAGAAGAAGAAGGAUGUCCUUGUCACUGAGCUGAAGGAGAAGGGCUUCACGCCAAUCUCUAAGGUGGCUGACGCCGCUAAGAUGGGUGAAGAUCAACCGGUAGUAGAAGAAGAAGAAGACGAUGAGGAGUUGAAUGAGAAGGAGACUCAAACGCUAUCGAACUCUUAUGACUACCUUCUGGGUAUGCCCAUGUGGUCACUGACCCAAGAGCGGGUGGAGAAGCUUCGUCGCCAGAUCGGUGAUAAAGAGACCGAGGUUGACGUCUUGAUUAAGCUGUCCAAGGAAGACAUCUGGAACACCGAUUUGGAUGAAUUCAUCAACGAGUGGCGCUUCCAGCUUGAGGAUGAACGCCGCCGUGCCCGCAAAUUGGCCGACUCAGAUCGUCGUACCUCACGCAAGCUAGCCACUAGCAGUGGUCGCGCCCCGGCUUCUCGCAAGCGUAAAGCUGCCAACGGUGAUGAUCCGGAUGACGAAGAUUUCGGGGGCCCUAAGACAAAGAAAGCUGUCGCUGCCAAGAAAAAGGAUCAGCCUAAGAACAGCUUGAUGAACUUCCUCAACCAGUCCUCCGUCAAACCAAGCCCAUCACCUGCGGCAGAUGGCACUGACGAUUCAGACGAUGAGUUCAAUUUCGACAUGGAGGUUCUUCCAAAGAAGAGCCGUGCGCCUUCAAAGCCCAAGACUUCGCCCAAAGAAGAAGACGACUUCAUCGAUAUCAACGAGCUCCCCCAAGCCUCGCGAGCCUCGACUCAGCCAGUCGAUGACAUGAUGGAUGUCGAUGAGGCCCCCAAACCAAAACCGGCACCCAAGGUGGCAGCCAAACCGGCUGCUAAACCGGCGGCGAAACGAGGACCAAAAGCUAAGGCCAAGAUCGAAGAAGAUUCAGAUGACGAUUUCUUGGAGAUUGCUAAGUCUGCGGCUUCCAAGCCUGCAUUGCCAUCCUCACGCGCUCGCAAGCCUGUGAAAUACUCAGCUCCGAGCGACUCCGACAGCGACAACGGUGACGAUCUUCUUGGAGAUGUCAGCUUGAUGGUCAAAGGAAUUGGUGGCGAUUCAGGCACAGAGUCUCGGCAGCUCUUUUCGGAGCGCCCCCGUUCUGAAAGCGGCGCCAGCGUGAAGACUGCCGCCAAAUCCUCUAUGGCCAAUGACGAUUUUGAUCCGGAUGAGACCGAUUACAGCAAGCUCAUUCCCCAGAAUUCCCCACGGCGUUCCAUUCAGGUCAAGCCCAAGGACAACAAGAUUGACGACAACGAUGAAGACGACGAUGAGGACGACGAUGAGGACGAGCCAGUCAAACCAACUGCUCGGGCCAGGGCUGCGCCCAAGGCUAAGACUGCACCAAAGGCUGCCUCCAAACCUGCCACCAAGGUCAUGGAUCUGGAUGACGACGAGGAGGAGGAGGAAGAGCCAGUCAAGCCAACUGCUCGAGCCAAGGCUGCUCCCAAAGCUAAGGCUGCUCCAAAGGCUGCCUCCAAACCUGCCGCCAAGGUCAUGGAUCUGGAUGACGACGAUGAGGAAGAGGAGGAGGAGGAAGAGCCAGUCAAGCCAACUGCUCGAGCCAAGGCUGCUCCCAAAGCCAAGGCUGCUCCAAAGGUCGCCGCUGCCACCUCAGCACCCAAGGCGCGUGGCCGACCGAAAAAGGAGCCAGCUCCCAAACCUGCCCCCAAGUCUGCUCCAGCGGCUUUAUCUCCGGCUGCUAAGGCCUAUGCUUCGAAACAAGCUAAGGCGAGCAAGAAAAUUGCAGAUGAUUACUCCGAGGAUGACAUUGACGCAAUGGCCAAUGAUAUUCUGGAUUCCCCGGCUGGCAAAGUGAAUGUGAAUAUUUCGGACGAUGAUGACGAUGAACCUGCUCCUGCUCCACGUCGCGCGGCCGCAGGCCGUCCGGCUCGUCGCGGUGCCACACAGCAGAAGAAGUCAUAUGUCAUUGAGGAUGACAGCGAUGAAGAAGCAUCGGCUGACGACUUUGACGACGACGAAGAUGAGAGCGACUAG
Messenger RNA from Penicillium paradoxum, 5466 nucleotides. Its product is annotated as DNA topoisomerase 2. Gene Ontology annotation, molecular function: DNA binding; DNA topoisomerase type II (double strand cut, ATP-hydrolyzing) activity; ATP binding. The transcript is spliced from 3 exons. The coding region runs from base 1 to 5466 and encodes 1821 amino acids. The record is from RefSeq and is a predicted model, not a curated record. Gene Ontology annotation, biological process: DNA topological change; sister chromatid segregation; resolution of meiotic recombination intermediates. Gene Ontology annotation, cellular component: nucleus. Lineage: Eukaryota; Fungi; Ascomycota; Eurotiomycetes; Eurotiales; Aspergillaceae.